AUGUUAUUGAUACUGAGCUUUUGUACCUAUGUCGAUUUCUUUGACUCCGAAGGCUUAUCGGAGGAUGGACUACUGUACAGCAUGCCAAGCGGAGCAAGCCCCGCGCUGCACCCUAGCAUUCCCUUCGGUAAUCCUCCGGUGAUUCAGACUACGGUCGAAGCGGAGCUUCUGGCUCAAAUGACUUCCUUUCGGAAGGAAAUGGCCAAGCUCCAAGAACAUAACAACCUCCUCUCGUCCAAAGAAACACAGAAUAUUCAAGCUACGGAACCUUCCCAGAGUCUGCAGACCCCCAGUCGGCAAAAGAAGGGGAAGAAGGGGGCAAAGGCAACGCCUGCGCCUUCCAAACAGCUGGUAGUCCCGGCUCCAUGGGACCAGCCUCACGUAUCAAAGAAGGUCUACAUUGACUGUCGCCAUCGGAUCAACGACAAGGAGGCCGAACGGCAGAGGUCCCCAAUUAGGAUCAAUGCUCGCCUGCGGGACUCACGGAUGAGGGUUCUUGGAAACAAAUCACCCAUUAGAAAGGUCCAAGGGUUGGAGUCGGAGGUAGAAUCUGACGAUGAGUAUGCCCCCUCCAAGGGCACCGAAUCAAACUACCGUUCGGAAACUCCCAUGGAGUAUUCGAAGGCAAGACCACCAAGUCCGAGGAGAACUUCCGAAGACUACAGUUCCGAGGAGGUCCCAAGCCGAGACCCCGUUAUCCGUCUGCUCUUCCAGAGAAUUCAGAAGAUGGAAGACGACCGAACCCGGUCCCAGAAACCUGACUGGGGGAAACUUAGGCCGGGACCCUUUACCGAGCGCAUCAAGAAGUCCAGACAGGACAUGGAGGUACAGCUGUUGCGCAUACCGUUUUACACCGGCGUGGAAGACCCCUUGAUGCACCUUCACUCUUUCCAAUCGGCAGUCGGAUGCAAGGGCCUCAGCGAUGAGGGGCAAUGCCUGUUGUUCCCAUCAUUCCUUACCGAAGUCGCUUUGAACUGGUUCUACCGUCUUGAACCAGGAAUAGUAGACUUGUUUGAUGAACUGAAGAAGAUUUUUCUCAAUCACUUCAUGAUCCAAACGGACCGUCUGUACUCUGCCGACGAUCUGUACAUGGCUAGGCAGAGAAGACGAACCCCUACAGGAAUAUGCUGCGCGCUUCAGUCAUGA
Prunus armeniaca (apricot) is the source of this 1146-nucleotide messenger RNA. Lineage: Eukaryota; Viridiplantae; Streptophyta; Magnoliopsida; Rosales; Rosaceae. The record is from the annotation of a GenBank genome assembly.